GCAAGCGAAGAAGAAGUAACAUCAGCUAGAGCCGCAGUAGCGGGGGAUCGCCUCGUCAUGUCCGCCGCGGUAUGAUUGUGCGCAUAGCUUGCGAUGACACCCAGUCAUGGUUAAGGUGUUUCUUCACCUGGGCUGUCUGGUAGCUUUUCUAGUGGCAGUUUCGAUAGCGAGACCCGUGCACCCUCGGGUGUACCCACCCCAACGGUACGAGCUCAUCUUGCCGGCUGGUGACCGGUCUUUGCACGGCGGCACAGCUGCCCCUCCGGCGGAACAAGCCCUCGCCGACGACGGGGCAGUUCGCAGCGAAAGAAGCACGAAUCUGUCCCACAUCACGGGCACCGCGCGCAAGAUACAGAUGUACAUCAAGAACAGAUAUCUGCAGAUCCUCCCGGAUGGAGCCGUCAACGGUACCAGCGACGAUGGCAGCGAUUAUACCAUCCUCCAGCGGCACUCGGUGAGGAUGGGACAACUGUUGAUACAGAGCGUCCCGACGUGCAUGUUCCUGUGUAUGGACAGCUGCGGCCUCCUCUACGGAUCGAGGAACUUCACCGGGGAUUGCGUGUUCAACGAAACGUUCGUGCACUCCUACAUCACAUACUCGUCCAGCAAGUACUCCAACGAGAGGCGGACCCUGUAUAUCGCCCUAAACAAGCGUGGCCAGUCCAGGAAAGUGCAGGUGCAGAAGCAAGCCCCUCUGGGAAAGCUGUUCAGCUACGCAAUGGUGGUAAUCAAACACGUGGAAGAUGACCGCGUGAAGGACCUCGCACAGAGAAUCCUCCGCGUGCGCGAGUCCCUACAGAAUGGCUCCAGGUUGGUGAGCGGAGACCUCUCGAUGGCGCAGCAUCCGUUGAGGCACCAUGGCUACCACCACCUGUGUCCCCAGGUACAACCGGGCAGCCUGCAGUUCAACUUGGAGCAGGAUGACGCCACGGAUGACAUGGGCAGAGACAAGUUAAGGUGCAGGCGGCGCAAGAAAAGGAAGAAGAAGAAGCGUAGAUGCAAGGAGGCUGAGGAAGAGGGUGAGCAGUGCCAAAAGAGGGGUGUGAACAGGAAGAAGAAGUGCCAGCAGGGAGAGGGCGAGGAGCAGUGCCAAAAGAGGUUAGAAGCUGCAACGAGAAAGCGGAAGUCAAGAAACGGGGAUAGGAAACUCAGAGACGAUAGUGAGAAAAAUAAGAAAAAACAAAAAAGCGUUAAGAAUAAAAAGUUCAUUAGUGACGGUGAAAUAGGAAAAGACUUGGGUAGGGCAAGAACACGAACUGAUGGGGUGGGCGAGUAUAUCAUGACAACGCAGUCGGAAUCACCUGCCUCCUCAUCUCUCCCAGCGGCAUCUACGACAGUCCCCACCGCGUCAGCCACAACAUCUUCAGCAUCGACAAUAAUCGCGGCUGCCUCUCCGUCUUCGACGAUAUUGACAGGGAGUCCAACGGCACCGCUUUCAGUAUCCACGUCUUUGUCGGUAUCAACUGCAGACGUUGCGACGCGGUCAGAGGACACUUCCUCCAUGCCUUCCUCAGGCACUUCGACAACAUUAGGGACAGCAAAGUGACUAUUGCUUGUCACGGUGAUUCUGGCCAUCGGCGCCAAAGUUUCGCACUUACGUCACUAUUUAUAAUGUGGAAGGAACGUUAAUUUUUUUUAUAAAUCAGAGUCACACUACUUAAUUCUGUUUGUACAUAGUGUACAUACAUGACAGAGCUUGGCGAGCGAGACAUCACAGCUAUUUAUUGAAACUUAUUUAUUGUUCCUCUAUUGAAUCAAACUUGUCUCUCUCGACACUGCCGCUCGCAAGUGGCAACUACUCGUAGACUGUAGUGUACAGAACAGCAAGAUGCGCUGCCUGCUCGAAGAACGAACCGGUCUGCUUCUUCUUCAGUGAUUUCAGUAUUUCGGUACAAAGUUACCUCGACUUUCCCCGUCUGUAGUACUCGUCCAGACGCUGAGGAAAUGUCCACAAGUUUGUGCAUCCAGAAAGACGUUUCCUUUCCAUGACAAAUGGAAAUCAGAACUGUUUAAACAUUAAGCAAUAUGAAGACUGAUGUGGAUGUAAAAAGGAAUUAGUCAGUGUUUUGAAUAUUGCGGCUGUAGAUCUGUUGUGUGUUUGUUUAUUUUCCUGGGAGGCAGACAGACCACGGGCCAUACUGCAAAGUGUUUACCCUGUACACCCCAUGAUCGAUCAAACAGAGAUAUUGCUGAAUUUUCUAGUGCCGAG
This is a messenger RNA of Cryptotermes secundus, 2209 nucleotides long. RefSeq lists its product as uncharacterized. Bases 107 to 1546 code for a protein of 479 amino acids. NCBI's taxonomy places the organism in Eukaryota, Metazoa, Arthropoda, Insecta, Blattodea, Kalotermitidae. Gene Ontology annotation, molecular function: fibroblast growth factor receptor binding; growth factor activity. Gene Ontology annotation, biological process: animal organ morphogenesis; cell differentiation; positive regulation of gene expression. The record is from RefSeq and is a predicted model, not a curated record. The transcript is spliced from 3 exons. Gene Ontology annotation, cellular component: cytoplasm.